AUGACGGAUUCUUUUCCUGGAGGCGUAACUGUCUUUACGAACGCCCAAGCAGCACUUUUACCUUUCACGUUGACAAAAGCAGUGACAUUGCUUGGCCGACUCGACAAGACUAACGGAGUUGCCGAACUACCUGUCCCGAAGCCUAAGUGCAAGCAAGCGAAGACUGCGCAAGACCAAUCCGCCAAGCCAUCCAAAGCUAUGAUCUCCAUUGUUGAUCGGAAGCGGGAGGGGCCACGACACGGCAAGCGCGCUCUCUCGUUGAUGACGGCCAACACAGCAACUUUCGCAAUCAGCGUCAAAUUCACCCACCCAAGCGCUCUACCAUCGCUGAUGGCCGAACCUUGGCGACAAAAAAGCACGGUCAGCGAUCUGCUUAUCCAACCCAUUGUCAAGGAUGCGCGUAGGCACGACCAAUAUUCCAAUGUUGUCGUCCCCAACGUCUUCUGCGUACCCAGUCUCUCCAUUAAUUGGCUGUCGGUCUAUCGUCUAGUUCAAGCCGGGCGCCGCGUGCUCUUUGACCACCACGCUUGCCCUGUGACUAAGGGCAAUCAUCGGCUGCCCGUUUCCAUGACUGUUGUACAGGACGGCGUUUACGUCGUAAUCGCGUGUGCCACAUUGGCAUCGCUGGUCCGAUCGCUCGUUCGUAUCUCAGCUCAACGUACUUCAUGUUCAAUGUGCUGUGUGGGUCGUGUCUACGGCCUAGCUCAUAAGGACGCGGCCGCGGCGACGGGCGACUUCUUGGUGAAUAUUGCACGACAAGCCCGUGUUUCAGCAGCUGAAAUACAGGUGGUACGCACGGACGGCGGUAGUGAAUUCCGCACACAAGAUUUUCGGCAACUCGUCGCCCAGCUUGGGCCUUAUCACCAGCGCUCUACGCGAACUCCGAUGGUACCCAAGACGCGCUCGACUACCUGGACGAUGAAUUAA
Phytophthora infestans T30-4 is the source of this 927-nucleotide messenger RNA. RefSeq lists its product as uncharacterized. The record is from RefSeq and is a predicted model, not a curated record. The transcript has 4 exons. Bases 1 to 927 code for a protein of 308 amino acids. NCBI's taxonomy places the organism in Eukaryota, Oomycota, Peronosporomycetes, Peronosporales, Peronosporaceae.